CAACUCAUUUAGACUAAAGAGUUAUUUUAACAAACAUAUGUGUAUUGACAUAGAAAAGAAACCUUGUGCAUGAGGUAUAUAGCAACUCAUUUAGACAGUAUGUUUCUUUAACAAGCAUCUGCAUAUGCAUACAGGAAAAAAAAGUGCAUGUGUAAGGUAUGAGAAUUCAUUUAGAUGAAAGAGGACCUUAAACAUGAAUAUCCUUAUUCAAGCAGGAAAGAAACCUUAUGUGUGUGAUAUAUGUAAUAAGUUAUUUACUCUAAAAGGUAACUUAAACAACCAUAUGCUUCUUCACACAGGAGAGAAACCUUAUGUGUGUGAUGUUUGUAAUAAGUCUUUUGCUUACAAACUAAGUUUAAAGAAACAUAUGCUUAGUCACACAGGAGAGAAACCUUAUGUGUGUGAGGUAUGUAACAAGCCAUUUACUCAAAAAGGUCAUUUAAAUGAACAUUUACUUAUUCACACAGGAAAGAAACCUUAUGUGUGUGAGGUAUGUAACAAGUCAUUUGCUCAUAAAGGUCAUUUAAACAAACAUAUACAUAUUCACACGGGAAAGAAGCCUUAUGUGUGUGAUGUAUGUAAUAAGUCAUUUGCUUACAAACCUAGUUUAAACAACCAUAUACGUAUUAACACAGGAGAGAAACGUCAUGUGUGUGUCUUGUGUAACAAGUCAUUUACCCACAAAGGUCAUUUAAACGAGCAUAUACUUAUUCACACAGGAAAGAAACCUCAUGUGUGUGAGGUAUGUAAUAAGUCAUUUACUCUAAAAAGUCAUUUAACGAACCAUGUGCUUCUUCACACAGGAGAGAAAUCUCAUGUGUGCGAGAUAUGUAAUAAGUCAUUUGCUUACAAACUUAGUUUAAACAACCAUAUACUUAUUCACACAGGAGAAAAACCUCAUGUGUGUGAGGUAUGCAACAAAUCAUUUACUCAAAGAGGUCAUUUAAAUGAACAUAUACGUAUUCACACAGGAAAGAAACCUCAUGUGUGUGAUGUAUGUAAUAAGGCCUUUACUCACAAUUGUAGUUUAAAGAACCAUAUACUUACUCACACAGGAGAGAAACCUUAUGUGUGUGAUGUAUGUAAUAAGUCAUUUGCUUACAUGCGCAGUUUAAAGGACCAUAUACUUAUUCACACAGGAGAGAAACCUCAUGUGUGUAAGGUUUGUAAGAAGUCAUUUACUCAAAAAGUUCAUUUAAAUGAACAUAUACUUAUUCACACAGGAAAGAAACCUCAUGUGUGUGAGUUAUGUAAUAAGUCAUUUACUCUAAAAGUUAAUUUAAACCGUCAUAUUGUUAUUCACACAGGAGAAAAACCUUAUGUUUGUGAGAUAUGUAAUAAGUCAUUUGCUUACAAACUUAGUUUAAAGAAACAUAUACUUAUUCACACAGGAGAGAAACCUCAUGUGUGUGAGGUAUGUAACAAGUCAUUUACUCAAAAAGGUCAUUUAAAGGAACAUAUACUUAUUCACACAGGAAAGAAACCUCAUGUGUGUGGCAUAUGUAAUAAGUCAUUUUUUCACAAACAUAAUUUAAAGAACCAUAUAGUUAUUCACACAGGAGAGAAAUAUGUGUGUGAUGUAUGUAAUAAGUCAUUUGCUUGCAAACGUAGUUUUAAACAACCAUAUACUUAUUCACACUGGAGAGAAAACCUCCUAUGUGAUGUAUGUAUGUAA
This is a messenger RNA of Stegodyphus dumicola, 1675 nucleotides long. Its product is annotated as gastrula zinc finger protein XlCGF58.1-like. The record is from RefSeq and is a predicted model, not a curated record. NCBI's taxonomy places the organism in Eukaryota, Metazoa, Arthropoda, Arachnida, Araneae, Eresidae.